Messenger RNA from Phyllostomus discolor (pale spear-nosed bat), 834 nucleotides. RefSeq names its product ribosomal protein L10 (gene RPL10). The transcript is spliced from 6 exons. The record is from RefSeq and is a predicted model, not a curated record. Gene Ontology annotation, cellular component: cytosolic large ribosomal subunit; ribosome. Bases 141 to 785 code for a protein of 214 amino acids. Lineage: Eukaryota; Metazoa; Chordata; Mammalia; Chiroptera; Phyllostomidae. Gene Ontology annotation, biological process: translation; ribosomal large subunit assembly. Gene Ontology annotation, molecular function: structural constituent of ribosome.
UCCUUUGGCGUGGUGAGUAGUGGUAACUGACGACUCCUCCUGGGCCCUUGCCAUUUCUUUCCCUUGGUUCGUGUCCUGUUUUCGUCUUCGGUUCCGACUUUUUGUGUUUCGUUGCAGCCAGUGAAGAUCCUGGUGUCGCCAUGGGCCGCCGCCCUGCCCGGUGUUACCGGUAUUGCAAGAACAAGCCGUACCCAAAGUCUCGCUUCUGCCGAGGUGUCCCUGAUGCCAAGAUCCGCAUCUUUGACCUGGGCCGGAAAAAGGCAAAAGUGGAUGAGUUCCCACUCUGUGGCCACAUGGUGUCGGAUGAAUAUGAGCAGCUCUCCUCCGAAGCCCUGGAGGCUGCCCGUAUUUGUGCCAACAAGUACAUGGUGAAAAGCUGUGGCAAAGAUGGCUUUCACAUCCGAGUGCGGCUCCACCCCUUCCAUGUCAUCCGCAUCAACAAGAUGUUGUCCUGUGCUGGGGCUGACAGGCUCCAGACAGGUAUGCGAGGUGCCUUUGGAAAGCCCCAGGGCACAGUGGCCAGGGUCCACAUUGGCCAAGUCAUUAUGUCCAUCCGCACCAAGCUGCAGAACAAGGAGCAUGUGAUUGAGGCACUACGCAGAGCCAAGUUCAAGUUUCCUGGCCGCCAGAAGAUCCACAUCUCCAAGAAGUGGGGCUUUACUAAGUUUAAUGCGGAUGAAUUUGAAGACAUGGUGGCUGAAAAGCGGCUCAUCCCAGAUGGCUGUGGGGUCAAGUACAUCCCUAAUCGUGGUCCCCUGGAAAAAUGGCGGGCUCUGCACUCAUAAGUCUCUGCUUCUACCUUAACACCCACCAAUAAAUCCUACUUCCUGUCUA